Molecule: messenger RNA, 1284 nt
Organism: Clarias gariepinus (North African catfish)
Lineage: Eukaryota; Metazoa; Chordata; Actinopteri; Siluriformes; Clariidae
Product: zinc finger protein 510
Exons: 2
Coding region: 123-1280 (385 amino acids)
Biological process (GO): regulation of transcription by RNA polymerase II
Molecular function (GO): RNA polymerase II cis-regulatory region sequence-specific DNA binding; DNA-binding transcription factor activity
Source: RefSeq, a predicted model, not a curated record
CUCGAGGAGGAUCAUUUUACUGUAUAUGUACAGCAGUCGGUUCAUGACUAAUAUCUCGUCCGAAAGGGUCGCGACUGAAGUGUCGGGUGUAUGUAUGAGUGGCCGGAUCGCAGAAGAGGACGAUGCUCUCGGAGGACACGGCGCCCAGCAGCAGCAGCAGCAGCAGCGGUUCUUUCCACAGCAGGCUGGCCUCGGUCAUGGCCGUGUUAGCUCAGUCAGCUGUGGCAGAAAUCAGCAAAGUGUACGAUGACGGGCUGCUGCUGCUGCGCCUGGAGGUCUGCCGCAAAGACUCCGAGAUCCAGACGCUGAAGGGAAAACUGGAGACAGUAGAAAACGAGCUGCGGCUUCUGAAAGAGUCUCAGAGCUCCGAGAGCCGCGACGUGACCCCCAGCCUGACCCCUGUCCCCUGCGCAAAGACACCAGACCUUACAGAAAUCACAGAUGAGACGGAGCAGCAUCCUUCUUGGAAAUAUCAUCCUGUUUCAGAUGUGUGUAAUGGAAAGGAAAAGGAGCAUACAGGAGAAAUUAUCCACAAAUCAACAACAGAAAGAAAUUCACAGGACAUUCUUACAAAGGAAACAUUACACACCCCUACAGAGCCUGAACAAUCUACAGAGGAUCUGAACCAAGCAGAGGGCAGAACAGAGUUUCAGGAAGAGACAGAACAGGUGAUACGAACUUUAGAUGAGAGCAGCGUGGAGUAUGUUGUAAUAGAGGACAGCGAAACGCAGCCGUGGUCGUCUUUGGAGAACGGCGUGGAACAUGCAGAGGACCCUGACUGCUCUGUUGUAACCGAGCAAGACGGCCAUCUGCUGAUCUCCUCCGUGUGGAGUGUUGGUUCUAGCACAUCCAGUCCUGUAGAUGAUGCGACUACUGCAAACAGAUUCGACAUAGAAGAAGCGAGACAGCAAAGGAUGCCUCAGCAGACCAGGAGUGAAGAAGGACUGAGAGACCUAAACCAAUCACGACAGGUACAACACAGAGGGAACACAGCAGUCCAGAACAGACUCCUUCUUCCUUCAAGAACUCAUGAACGCGCCGCACUCGCUGUAGCCAGGCUACCUCAGACGAGAAAGCCGAUGAGAGAGAAAUGGUUCAUGUGUUCGUUCUGUGGGAAAAGCUUUGACCGCAUCAGCCACCUUCAGAUGCACCACAGAAUUCACACCGGAGAGAAACCGUUCCACUGCAGCAUGUGCGGGAAGAGUUUCUCUCAGCAAAGCAACUUGCGCACACACCAGAAAACACACAAAGAUCUCAGGACACAAAGUAAAACGUUUUGAAAAU